This is a messenger RNA of Pisolithus orientalis, 2367 nucleotides long. RefSeq names its product RHD3/Sey1. NCBI's taxonomy places the organism in Eukaryota, Fungi, Basidiomycota, Agaricomycetes, Boletales, Pisolithaceae. Bases 1 to 2367 code for a protein of 788 amino acids. The transcript is spliced from 13 exons. Gene Ontology annotation, cellular component: endoplasmic reticulum. Gene Ontology annotation, biological process: endoplasmic reticulum membrane fusion. Gene Ontology annotation, molecular function: GTPase activity; GTP binding. The record is from RefSeq and is a predicted model, not a curated record.
AUGGGCGCCAAGUUAAAUGGACACCACUCCGGUAACUCAGGACAGAUACAAAUCAUUAACGAGGAGAAGAAUUUCACACCACACCUGUCUGCACAAAUCGAAAGAUGGGGACUUCGUGAUGCCGGGUUUAGCUACAAUGUUGUAGCUGUUUUCGGUUCGCAGUCAACGGGAAAGAGUACCCUACUGAACAGAUUGUUCGGGACGACGUUCGAUGUCAUGGAUGAAACGAAGCGACAACAAACGACGAAAGGUAUUUGGAUGUGUCGAGGCAUGGACAUGAGUGUGAUGGUUAUGGAUGUCGAGGGUACGGACGGGCGCGAACGGGGAGAAGACCAGGACUUUGAGCGUAAAUCGGCGCUUUUCUCCCUCGCCUCUUCAGAGGUUCUCAUCAUCAACUUGUGGGAGCACCAAGUGGGGUUGUAUCAAGGUGCAAACAUGGGCCUGCUGAAAACCGUGUUCGAAGUAAACCUGGGUCUAUUUGGGAAGAAGGCUCAGGAGGGACCUCAAUCUCGCACCUUACUUCUAUUCGUCAUCCGUGACCACAUUGGCGUGACCCCUCUAGCCAACCUUCAGGCGACCCUGACCGCAGAUCUUACACGAAUAUGGGACUCGCUCACGAAGCCGUCUGGGCUUGCUCAGGCACAGCUCUCCGACUACUUUGAUCUCUCUUUCACAGCUCUCCCUCACAAAAUUCUCGAGGCCCAGAGGUUCGAAAAUGAGGUAGCCCAGCUAAGGGAGAGGUUUGUAGACAAGACACUGCAAGAUUACCUCUUCAAGGACGUAUACCACAAACGGAUACCAGCAGAUGGUGUCGCAGUAUACAUGGAAAACAUUUGGCAACAAGUUCAAAAUAACAAGGACUUGGAUCUUCCAACCCAACAAGAACUCCUUGCGCAGUUCCGAUGUGACGAAAUAGCCUCAACUGCACUCAAUGAGUUUAAUACCCAGGCGAAAUCUCAGAAACGGCCGAUCGAGGCUGGGAAGGUUGUUCAGGGGUUAGGCGAAAUGAUGAAACAAUGGAGAGAUCAAGCGCUUGCGCGUUAUGACCGUGAUGCCUCGCGCUACCACAACGGCGUCUACACUCGCAAACGUCUCGAUCUCCUCGCGACAAUAACAUCCACACUCAGUCCUCUUUUCUUCGGCCAACUCAAAAACCUUCAUAAGUCGUGUUUGGCUACAUUCAAAGCUAGUUUGCAGAGCUCGCUGUCACCCGGAGGAAAAGAUAACGACUUUGCAAACGCUAUUGGUAGAGCGAAGAGGGAAUGCGAAGAAAACUUCCUUGCGGUUGCACAGGAGGCUUGCGUUGACGAGAAGGAAUGGAGUUGGGAAGAGGAGCUUUCGCUGCUAAGGGAGGAGAUGGGAGCGGUAGCUGAAGUCUUCCGAAAAGAUGAAACGAAAAAAGUUGUCAACCUUGUCGAGAGAAGUUUCAAACAACAAUUAUCGGAGCCGGUGGAACUGCAGCUGAACAAGGGUUCUCGGGACAUGUGGGAUAACGUGUUGGGGACGUUCAAGCGACUACUGGACAACGCCGAGUCGUCGUACCUUGCCAAAACUAAGACGUUCAACUGCACCGAUGAGGAGAGUUCGGGUUCUCUUUCGGCCAUUCGAAGGCGUGCAUGGCAGGCCCUUCGCUCCAAGAUUGAUGAGCAAACUACUGACGCUGUUAUGCUUUCCAAGCUACGCGUCCACUUUGAGGAGCGAUUCCGGUAUGAUGAACAGGGCAUUCCGAGAGUCUGGAAACCCGAUGAUGAUAUCGAUGGGGCUUACAAGCAAGCCAAGGAGCAGACGCUCGCCCUUAUUCCCCUGUAUGCCAAGAUCGCACCCCACGAUCCUGCGUUCGAGUAUACACUUCCACCAUCCCCUCCGUCAUCACCACUGGAAGAAGAGAUAGAUUUCCAGUCUUCAUUUACUAUCUUCUCUGAGACGAAAUGCCUUGAUUUGUCAAACCGUUUCCGCAGAGAUGCCGAUGCUUACUAUGUCGAGGCCAAGAGGAGCACUGUUUCUUCGAUUGCGCAGGUGCCCUAUUGGAUGUACGGCGUGAUGGUGGUGCUCGGGUGGAACGAGGCGAUGCUGGUGCUUUUUAAUCCGCUGUAUUUUAUGUUCGCCAUUACUGCGACGACGCUGGCAUAUCUCAUAACGAAAUUUGGAUUGGUGGGCCCUCUUCUCCAGGUAUCGAAAACGGCUGCAGGCGAGGUUCAGCGACAAGCGACAAACCGUCUCCGUGCACACUUUUCACAGCCUGUACUUGAGACACCGGCACUCUCCUCGCCACUCGAGUGCGAUGGCACCCAAGCUGGGUUCUUCGUACACGAAGAUCAACUUGACAACAAGAACCAACUCGAGUUCGACUUCGUCUGCUUACCGUGA